This is a messenger RNA of Penicillium alfredii, 1077 nucleotides long. RefSeq names its product tyrosinase family protein. The transcript has 4 exons. The record is from RefSeq and is a predicted model, not a curated record. Gene Ontology annotation, molecular function: oxidoreductase activity. The coding region runs from base 1 to 1077 and encodes 358 amino acids. Lineage: Eukaryota; Fungi; Ascomycota; Eurotiomycetes; Eurotiales; Aspergillaceae.
AUGGCUUUUCUCAAGACCGCUUGGCUUGUCUUUGCAUUGGGAGUGCUGGCCCCUGUAGCGCUCUCAUCACCGGCUCCAUGGCGGUGCAAUCCUAGUACUGUGGCGCUGCGCAAAGAGUGGGGUCAGUUUACGCGACUCGAAAGGAAAGCAUAUAUCUCGGCUAUUCAGUGUAUGCAACAGAAGCCAAAGCAGCUUCCAGCAUCGGAAUUCCCUGGGGUUCGCAACCGCUUCGAUGAUUUCGUGGCUACUCACAUCAACUAUACCCUUCAAGUCCACUACAGCGGUCUCUUCUUGCCAUGGCACCGGCAUUAUAUCUGGCUGUGGGAGAGGGCUAUUCGAGAUGAGUGUGAAUAUACCGGAUACCUACCGUACUGGAACUGGCCACUUUGGGUAGACAAUCUGGCGGCAAGCCCUCUCUUUGACUGCAGCGAGACCUCCCUCUCCGGCGACGGGGAAUUCGACUCCAGCGAGGAGGAUAUCUCCAACGCCAACAUCACAAUCCCACGAGGGACCGGAGGCGGGUGUGUGCGGUGUGGCCCGUUCAAGGAUAUGCAGAUCCAUAUGGGCCCAUUCUCGCGAAACCUUGUCUCGCUGACCGAAAUCCCAUCACCUGGAUUCGAGUACAACCCGCGCUGCUUCGUCCGCAGCCUGAAUCUGUUCGUCGCCACACAUUACACCAACGCGACGCUCGUCGAUCGACUGAUGGCCUCGUCCGAUAUUGUUGAUUUCCAGACGGUGGUGGACCACUGGCCGGCACGACCGGACGGGGUGUUUGGGGUCCACGGCGGAGGCCAUUUUAGUCUGGGAUCCACCUUCCAGGAUCUGUUUGCCUCGACACAAGACCCGGUGUUUAUGCUGCAUCAUGCGAUGAUCGAUCGGCUCUGGGCAAAAUGGCAAGCCAUGGAUGCGAAGAACCGCCGGUAUGCGGUGAAUGGCACGACCACUAUCUUGAAUCCGCCCUGGGGGAAGCCCGUUACCAUGGACCUGGAGAUGGACUUCGGGAUUCUCGGUCGGUCUCGGUCGGUCCGCGAAGUUAUGAACCCCAUGACGGAUGGGUACUGUUAUCGGUAUACGUGA